AUGGACUUGAGCGAGGAUGAGGACGACUUCCUUUCGAGCGACCAGACAUGCUUUCGCAUACCUCAUGAGAAAGAGCAACUCGAGCCAGUGCCCCAGCCUUUCUGCCCUUUCCCAGUCUUGUCCGCCAUGGGAGAAACGGACGACAAGCUAGCACGAAUGCGCCAACAAGCCUUUGAGCGCGCCUGGUCAGCUUGCAACGCUCAGCUCGACGAUGUGUUGAGGGAGCUCCAAGCAACGACUCUCGAAGCACUCUUCGACUUUAUUCGUCAAUCAGGUCGCGUCACCCGCUCACUCUUUCGGCCUCUUGGAUCCAAACGCUUGCUUCCUGCUGCCUUGCUCUCCGGUACUGGCUCGAGCGGACUCAGCACUUUGCUACAAGCCUUCACACAGAGGGCCAAUGAGAGUGACGAGUCGAUGAUCAUCGUCAGAUUGACCAGCAGAGAUUUCGUCACGCUCAGAUUCCUCUUCCGCACGCUCAUAAAGCGUGUGCUCGCUUCUUCUUCGGAGGAGGAAGAAAGCAAGCAAACGACGCGCAAGACAAAGACACUGUCUCUGGACGACAUCGAUGUGCUUUCGGCGUGGUACGACCAUAAAUAUGGCAUGCUGAAUGUACAAGAUCGGCCAAAGAUUGUCAUCACUGUCGAAGACUUUGAGGCAGUCAAUGCUACUACGCUGGCCGCUCUCGUCCACGCCUGCAGCAAGCGAGCUGACAGGAUACCCUUCGCCUUCAUCUUCGGCAUCGCUACGUCGAUCGAGAUAUUCGAGCGCGAUUCCAAGGUCGAUUUGCUCAGCCAGCUCCGAUGUGUCUCCAUCACUUCGGAGCUCGGAAGCGAGGCGUUCUCCCGCAUCAUACGUCGAGUUUUCAUAGAUACUCCGGAAUCACUCGGCUUGACGAAUUCGAUGUAUAAGCAGCUCGAGCGCAGCUUUGAGCAGGAGCACCUGUCUCCAACGAUGCUAGCGAGAGAGAUACAUAUGCUGCAUCUCCUUCACUUUUCAGCCAAUCCGCUUUCGGUCUUUGUCGAUGUAGAGCUGUUGCACAGAAAUGACAUCCCGCUCGAAGUACGCCAGCGGCUAUUCAUGCUCUUGCACCAAUUACCAUCAUUUCACGCUGCCUUGGACGCGAGCCAACGUCCACUGGCGCAUCGAACGCACGAGCAAGAGGAUACCGCCGAUCCCAUCUGGUCUAAGCUCGUAGCCGCAGCUCGACAGCGAGCUAGUCUGCGCAAACAGGCGAAACUCGCGCACGCUCUGAUGGACACAAUCGGAAACGUAUGGCCACAGGCGCAGACCAGCUCGCAAUCUCGUUUGCGGGGCCACUUUGAAGGCGCGAACAAGCUGGAAGCAUAUGCCGGUCAGCUUGCGCAGAUGCUCAGAUCGGCUCGGUCAGAUGAUUGCAAGACAUGGCUGGCGGCUACCAUGGAAAUGCUCAGGGCGGAUGAAGCACUUUGCCAGCCCUGGAUUGAGACCCUGCAGGCCCAUGACGAGCAGCUGGACAAGCUCAAUGACCAGUUGCGAGCUUCGCAUCAGAGCCGGCAAUAUAUGACUGGCGGCGUCACGCCGAACAAAGCACCGUAUGACCUUGCUUACCGGACGCUAUGCUCGGAUUUAUCAGACUGGUUCCACGAAACCGUCACAGAUGCGAUCCAUGCCGAGGCGGGUCAGACGUUUGUGGAGAUCUGGCGGCCAGGCGAGCCUUGUAAGCCUAAGCCGGCGCGUCUCCUCAAGCAGCGUCUGCAUCCUUCUCCACUAGAGGACCAUCAGCUGGCCAUGAGUCACUAUUCGUCGAUACUCAAGCCAGGCUCAAAGAUUGAUCAGCCGCCACCAGACAUCGUGACGAUGCUGAGGUUGCUGAAAGAUGCGGGCAAGUUUGUCAACUUGGCAGAUUGGCAUGAUGCAUUCCAGCAAGCUCAAGCAGACCAGAGCAAGCACUCAAGCAGAGGGGAUGCGCACUCUCGCAAGCGGCAGAAAACGCCGAACGAAGAGCGAGAGCGAGAGCUCCAGGCUCGGUUCGUGCAAGGCGUGACCGAACUCGCGAUGCUAGGCUAUGUGCAGGGCACGAAGCGAAAGGUGGAGCAUGUUGCCAGACUUGUAUUCUGA
Messenger RNA from Mixia osmundae IAM 14324, 2097 nucleotides. RefSeq lists its product as uncharacterized. Gene Ontology annotation, molecular function: DNA replication origin binding. The record is from RefSeq and is a predicted model, not a curated record. The transcript has 12 exons. Gene Ontology annotation, biological process: DNA replication; DNA replication initiation. Gene Ontology annotation, cellular component: nuclear pre-replicative complex; DNA replication preinitiation complex; nuclear origin of replication recognition complex. Lineage: Eukaryota; Fungi; Basidiomycota; Mixiomycetes; Mixiales; Mixiaceae. The coding region runs from base 1 to 2097 and encodes 698 amino acids.